GACAACGACUCGAACGUCAGAACACGACGUCCACUGCCAUGAGGAUCGCUCAAUUGCAGCGGCCAAUAGCGGCUGCUGCUUCUAGUGUGACUAGAACGACGGCAACGACUACGAUACGGCAAUUGAGGGAAUCGUUAGGCCAGUUAAGGAUAGGAGCCAGUAAUAUAGCAGUCGAAGGUCGAAGACAUGCUACGCAUCAGUCUCAGGGAUCGUACAGGCUGAAAGACACCAGCACACUUCCGAAGAAGCUCGGUGCAAAGAAGAGUGGCGACUCCUACGUAAUCCCCGGCAACAUUAUCUACAAGCAACGAGGCACGAUAUGGUUUCCAGGCGAAAACUGCGGCAUGGGCCGGGACCACACGAUCUUCGCCCUCGCCACAGGAUACGUCAAGUACUACCGCGAUCCCGCAAAGCACCCGAAACGACAAUACAUCGGCGUCGUCUUCGACAAAGCCGACAAGCUGCCCUACCACCCACACGCCAUGCGCAAGCGUCGGCUCAACAUGGUCUCAGUCCCCCUCGUCGCACCGACCCCACAACCCGAGCUCUCCCCCUCCGGGAUCCCAACACAAGUCGUGCGCCAGGGUCUCGGGCGCAAACCGCACCCCCGCGACGAGCGCGUGAUGAAGCUACGAACGGACGGCAGCUACGCGUACGCGGAAGAGAGCUGGAGGCUGGGAACGCUGGUGCGCACGGAGAAGCGGAAGAUGGGGUCCCGAAGAGUGGCGAUGAGACAUCGACGACGCAAGGCGAAGGCUAUUGCGCUGGAGAUGCGCGCGGAGAGGGAAGAUAAGAUCGCGAGACGGAAGGAGGCGCUGGAUGCGCAGCGGAAGGCUAGGGCGAGGAAGAUGCGCGAGUAUAGGGAGAGGAAGAAGGCGGAGGCUGAGGCGAAGGAGGGUGCGGCUGGAGGUGGAGGUGGUGGUGCGGUGCCCCCGCCGCCGACGACGACGUCUGAGCCGCCGAGGGUGGAUGCUUAGGUUGAGGGGGUCGUUGGUAUGGCUUUCUGCGCUGAAUCCCUGCCUUGUGUUACCUUUGUGUGUCAUUGUUGCCCACAUAUCCAGACACGUAGCGCUGUUAUGGGAAACAGACAUAGGGGCUAUGCUUAGGACUUGUAUAAAAUGAAAUACUGUUACUCAUUCACGGCUUUUCGGGAUACAAGGCGAUUUGAUGCGUGGUGCUGGCUAUCUGGUAGAAUGGAAGGGAAGUCAGAGAUGACUUAUAUCUAGGCGUGAAACUAGAUCAUAUCUUGUAACUACUAUACAAUACCUCCAAGCGAAGAUUACCAUGCUAUAACUAAUUUUUUC
This is a messenger RNA of Annulohypoxylon maeteangense, 1304 nucleotides long. RefSeq names its product ribosomal L27 protein-domain-containing protein. The record is from RefSeq and is a predicted model, not a curated record. Gene Ontology annotation, biological process: translation. Gene Ontology annotation, molecular function: structural constituent of ribosome. Bases 39 to 977 code for a protein of 312 amino acids. NCBI's taxonomy places the organism in Eukaryota, Fungi, Ascomycota, Sordariomycetes, Xylariales, Hypoxylaceae. The transcript is spliced from 3 exons. Gene Ontology annotation, cellular component: mitochondrial large ribosomal subunit; ribosome.